AUGCAUAGUCUCAAUUCUCUUGACACCCCGAGCCCCACCAGAACAGAAAGAGCUCAAUAUUUAGACUCUACACUAACAUUUCCCAUGGCAGCAAACGGUUACGUUGAUCCUGAGAAGUUUAAGUUGCUUUUGGAGGAUCAAAAAGAGAGUAAGCAAACAGAGAAACACUUUAAGUCCAGCGAGACUGUCCGAGACAUUGUUCUCGGCGUCUCAGAUGGCCUUACCGUCCCUUUUGCUCUCGCCGCCGGUUUGUCCAGCGCCAACGUGCCAUCCUCUAUUAUUCUUGUCGCUGGUAUUGCUGAAGUUGUAGCUGGUGCCAUUUCCAUGGGCCUUGGCGGAUAUCUCGCAGCAAAAAGCGAAGCAGAAGUCUUCAGCAGUGAACUGAAGCGAAAACAUCAAGCCAUCAUCGACGAUCCUGAGCUCGAGGCUGCUACAGCUACAGAAAUUCUAUCAAAGCAUGGGAUAGAGCCACACGAAUCUGAACCUGCGGUGACAGCUCUAAGAAGGAACCCUCAACUCUGGCUUGAUUUCAUGAUGAAGUUCGAGCUUGGAUUGGAAAAACCAGAUCCCCUAAGAGGAUUAAUAAGUGGGUUAACAAUUGCUACAUCCUACGUGGUGGGAGGAUCGAUGCCAUUAUUGCCAUACUUGGUCUUUCCAGUUGCUGGAGAGGCUUUGGUAGCUUCCAUUGUUUUGACGAUAAUUGCAUUAAUGAUUUUCGGCUUAGCCAAAGGCUACUUUACAGGCAGUAAUACUUUCAAGAGUGCUAUUCAAACUGCCUUCAUUGGAGCUUUUGCUUCUGCAGCUGCUUAUUACUUGGCUAAGCUUAUCAAAUAAUAAUAACUCAACAAUAGUAUUGAUCUUCCCCUCCCUUUCUAGCUUUGUAGCCCUCUGAUGUGAAGCAUCGGGGCAUAUCCAUUUUCAUUUUUGAA
Messenger RNA from Theobroma umbraticum, 929 nucleotides. RefSeq names its product vacuolar iron transporter 1-like. Gene Ontology annotation, biological process: intracellular manganese ion homeostasis. Gene Ontology annotation, molecular function: manganese ion transmembrane transporter activity. Lineage: Eukaryota; Viridiplantae; Streptophyta; Magnoliopsida; Malvales; Malvaceae. The record is from RefSeq and is a predicted model, not a curated record.